GUAAGCAAACUCCUCCAAUAUGUCUGCGCCCGAUGAAGACACGUUUGGUGAGGAAGGAGCCGACAUGGUGGAGAUGGGCGAAGCUGGUAGCGAUGAUGAUGAAGGUGUAGACAUGGAAGAGGAAGGAGCAGAUGGAGAUGCGGAGAAGAAGGUGUACGUCCCCGGGAUCGAGCCGCUUCAGCCCGGCCAGGAGCUGGAGAUGGACCGGUCAGCCUACCGCAUGUACCAUGAGUGCCAAACAGGUGCUCCAUGUCUGAGUUUUGACGUGCUGGGAGAUGGAGAAGGAGAAGGCAGGGAGCAGUUCCCUCUGUCCAUGCUGCUGUGUGCAGGCACACAGGCGGAAACGGCUCUCAGCAACAGACUUCUUGUCAUGCGCAUGCACAACCUUCAUGGAACAGAGAAAGACAAAGAUGAUGAGGAGAGCAGUGAUGAAGAAAGUGAUGAUGAGGUGGAUGAAGACAAGAAACCACAGCUGGAGCUGGCCAUGAUGCCUCAUUAUGGAGGCAUUAACAGAGUCAGAGUGACUCGGCAUGGAAAACAGUCUCUGGCUGCUGUGUGGUCUGAGAAAGGACAGGUAGAGAUAUUUGACCUCCAACCGCAACUGGAUGCCGUGCACAGCUCUGCUGCCAUGGCAGCUUUUGUCAACCAGCAGAAGGAAGCUACAGCUCUCUUCAGUUUUUCAGGACACAUGACUGAAGGAUUUGCUAUUGACUGGUCUCCUACAGUACCUGGUCGUCUCGUCAGUGGAGACUGCAGAAAGAACAUCCACGUCUGGGAGCCACGAGAAGGCGGGACUUCAUGGCAGAUCGACCAACGGCCUUUCAGCUCCCACAGCAAGUCUGUGGAGGAUCUGCAGUGGUCGCCCACCGAAGCUACAGUUUUUGCCUCGUGUUCGGUGGAUCAGUCUAUUCGUGUCUGGGAUAUCCGUGCUCCGCCAAACUCGAUGCUUUCAGCCGAUGGCGCCCACUCAUCAGACAUCAAUGUGAUCAGCUGGAACAAGAGUGAACCAUUUCUCCUGUCAGGAGGAGAUGACGGGCACCUGAAAGUGUGGGACCUGCGCCAAUUUAAGACUGGGCGGCCUGUUGCAAACUUCAAACAACACAGCGCCCCCAUCACCUCUGUCGAGUGGAGCCCCGUGGACUCAAGCGUGUUUGCUGCCUCAGGUGCAGAUGACGUCAUCAGUCAGUGGGACCUGUCGGUGGAGUCAUGCGAUGUUGGCGCCAGAGUGGAGGGGGUGAAGGACUUGCCCCCUCAGCUGCUGUUCCUGCAUCAGGGUCAGUCUGAGAUCAAGGAAAUCCACUGGCACCCACAGAUCCCUGGUGUGAUGAUCUCUACGGCUCUGUCAGGGUUCAACGUGUUCAGGACGAUAUCUGUGUAGUGCAUGCAUGUGCGUGAGAGAAGCAGACAGUUCUUGCAAUCCAAGUAUAUCACAUCGUGUGUGUGAUAUAAGUGGUAAUUCUUAGUAUGUUUAAUAAUGUAUAUAUCCAAGCUGUGUAGUAAUUUCUCUUUUUGACAUUCAUUGGCCAACAGAGUGCCACACUGUUAUAUUUACCAUGAAAGUUUCUGUAUGCUUUACAGAUGUGUGAACUAUUUUAGGCAUUUCCUGCUGCAUGUUUAAAAUAAAAUGAUGAA
Molecule: messenger RNA, 1632 nt
Organism: Cheilinus undulatus (humphead wrasse)
Lineage: Eukaryota; Metazoa; Chordata; Actinopteri; Labriformes; Labridae
Gene: grwd1
Product: glutamate-rich WD repeat containing 1
Exons: 7
Coding region: 20-1378 (452 amino acids)
Molecular function (GO): protein binding
Source: RefSeq, a predicted model, not a curated record